Clupea harengus (Atlantic herring) is the source of this 2464-nucleotide messenger RNA. It is a transcript of the gene nras, whose product is annotated as NRAS proto-oncogene, GTPase. Lineage: Eukaryota; Metazoa; Chordata; Actinopteri; Clupeiformes; Clupeidae. Gene Ontology annotation, molecular function: GTP binding; GTPase activity. The record is from RefSeq and is a predicted model, not a curated record. Gene Ontology annotation, biological process: signal transduction. Gene Ontology annotation, cellular component: membrane.
GUAAACCAGUCAGGAAGUUAAACGAAGCAAGUCAAAAGUGACCAGACUGUCCUGGCUAGCUAACGAAGGCUACACUACCCAAGGGAAAAAAAUACCUACUUUUAUUAAGGUUGCUCGGGGGUGUUUCAGUACUUCGUCUGUCAUUGUUUAUCCAUUUGCUAACAUACAUGAUUUGUUGUCGUGAAAUCACGGUUUAUCUCUCUCACUCACCACUCGCUUCCAGCUAAUUUGUACAUAGCUAGUUAGCUAGCUAGCUUGCUAGUUACGUCGAGAACGGACGACGAGACAAGCCUAGAAGUGCAAGAUGACUGAGUAUAAAUUAGUGGUGGUUGGUGCAGGCGGUGUUGGCAAGAGUGCACUCACCAUCCAGCUCAUCCAGAACCACUUUGUGGAUGAGUACGAUCCGACCAUCGAGGAUUCGUACAGGAAGCAGGUGGUGAUUGAUGGCGAGACGUGUCUGCUGGACAUCCUGGACACAGCAGGGCAGGAGGAGUACAGCGCCAUGAGGGACCAGUACAUGAGGACUGGCGAAGGUUUUCUCUGCGUCUUCGCCAUCAACAACAGCAAAUCUUUUGCUGAUGUGCAUCUCUACAGAGAACAGAUCAAGAGGGUUAAGGACUCUGAUGAUGUUCCUAUGGUACUAGUGGGUAAUAAAUGUGAUCUGGCUAGAACUGUAGACACAAAGCAGGCACAGGAACUUGCCAGAAGCUACGGCAUCGAGUUUGUUGAAACCUCUGCCAAGACCAGACAGGGAGUGGAAGAUGCCUUCUACACACUGGUUCGAGAAAUCCGCCACUACCGCAUGAAAAAGCUCAACAGCAGAGAGGACCGUAAACAGGGCUGCCUGGGCAUCUCCUGUGCCGUCAUGUGAUCAGGUCCAACCAAUCAGACAUUUCCGCGGCAUAACGAGUGGGGCAUUGGUCAGGUGGUCUGAGAGGCUUUCUGACCUGGCACUUUUUUUUUUUUUUUUUUUUCUUCUAGUUUGUGUGUGUGUGUGUAGUCGUUUCCACACACACAUAAUCUGGACUUGUCUCUCUCCUAAGAAAAAAAAGGGUAUCCGCAGUGAGGCCCCCUGCUGGUCUGCCUUGGGCAUUGCAGAGUACUCGUGAUUGUUGCCUUUGCUCCCUGACAAAGGAGGACUGAGGUGCUGACAACAGUUCAGCUCUGCGUUUUGUACUGCAUGUGUGUGAGGGGAUUCAAAAUUCUCUCCUGCCGAUGGGAUUUUGUGUCAAAGCUCAGGAAUAAACAUGUCGUGUGUGUGUGUGUGUGUGUGUGUGUGUGUGUGUGUGUAUGUGUGUGCGCCGCCUGUUUGAACUCCCAACCGUCAGAGGCAGUUGACACAUCUCAAACUUCCCUUUCUCAGUGUGUCGUUUGCCACCAAAAAGGUCUUGGCACCUGUCACCUCACCUCCUGUAGCCAAAAGCAUUCUACAGACUGGGAUGUGCAUUAGUAGACACCAUGGUAGUUUUUGGAAGAAAAAAUAACAAACACAAGUGGCUUUUCAGAUGGGACGAGGAUGAACUGGACAAGAAACAUUUCAUCAGAUGCUGGCUGCAACCCUCUUGUGCCUCUUCCUGUUGCCUUGUCCUGAAUGAACAGUCUGUCUUCUUUCACCUUAUCUUCAUUUCGUUGAUGGAUUUUGUCCUGUUCUACUGAGCUGUUAAUGGAGGCAGUUUGGUGUGGGAAUCGGAAGCAGGAUCAUCUGUCAUACCUGAUACUUACAGGAAAACCGAAGUCAUCAGUGCUUUAUGAUUUGAUUUGCCCAGAAGCUUGGCGGGAUACUGGAAGCUUCAUUUUCACAAUACAGUGUCUUACAGUUUCCUACUUUUCAGUGCGGCCAUUACAGGCGUAGCACUACAUGUGUGUUUUUGUUUUGUUUCUUUGUUUUGUUAUGUUUAUUAUUUACAUGCAAAUAUUGUACUGUGUUUUAGUUGCCAUAAAAAAGAUUGUUUCAUCAAAAUCUUGCAACAUCAGAACCCCAAAUGGAAAGACCAAAAUGUCAAGCAUUUCCUUAGCCAGUGCUGUAAUUAUAAUUGUGUGUGUGUGUGUGUGUGUGUGUGUGUGUGUGUGUGUGUGUGUGUGUGUGUGUGUGUGUGUGUGUGUGUGUGUGUGUGUGUCAGACAUGACCUAGACACCCCCAGUUGCUAAUUGUCUGAAAGAACAGUCUUUUCAAUCAUGACAUUCUUUUAGUUUGUUAUUUUUUUUAUUAUUAUUUUUUUUUUAAUUGUGCAUUAUAUUAAUCCUAUGAGAUGAAAGGAGCCAGAAUGUUGCCAAACUGUCAAGGGGGUCAAUAUUCCAAACCUACACAUGGACAUGAGCAUCUAGAAAUGCUGAGGUGCUGAGACUGGUUUGCCUGUGCCUUUGCAUUGGGUGGGAACUGAUUGCAUCCUGUCAACUUGAUUUUGUACAACUGUAUCAUGGAUAUAAUGUGCCUUUUUGUUUUUAGUAAAUUAAUUCAAAGUCA